UAGGCUACUCUAGUUUGCCGCGUCGCGUCACUGGCAGCGUAGGCUGCGAAGAGUACAGGUCGCGCGCAAUAUUUGUGCACGCGCAACAUCCGGGUGUCAAGCUGUUCUGUGAUCUUCCUAAACCUGAUACCGAUAGGAGCGUCAACUGUCUGUAAAAUGUGUAAAAUAACAAUUAAACCCCACACGACUCGACAAUUAACUCUUUUGAUGCCAAAAGUAGGGCCGUUACCGAACUAUUUUUCGACGUUUAAUGUGAAACGCGAGAAAAAAUAUAAGUUACCCAGUUUGAGAUGGGGAAGUCCCCGCAAGGAAAUCCCCUCUUCAUAAAAUAAUUUCGAAAUUGAGUGAGGCUCUCACAAGCUGAAGCUUUCUGCCUUUGGUCUCCAGCAGACGCAUGCCAGCCUAUGACACUCAAACCUGUACAAUCUAUGGGAAAACCGAACUUUAUAUAUUGCCUUUAACGCGUGAGCGGAUUAUGUUCAGCAUGGAUGAGGUAAAGAGGGAGAACGAGGCGCUGAGGGCGAAGUUGCGCAGCUACUCUACACUCAACACAUUUUACCACGAAACACAACAAGAAAUCUCUCGUUUAAAUCAACUGGUCUCCUCCAAAGAAGGAAUUAUUAUCGAUUUGAGGGCAAGACUGGGGAACUAUGAGAAAACAUUGGUCAUGGAGGGAGAGGAGCCCUAUUUUGUAGGGCCGUCGAAAUCUCUCAUCGAAAGUUUGUGUAAGGAAAUUUGCAAAUUAAAGCAAAAAGUCAAGGAGUCAGAGGUGGACACCGCCCAGAAACUGGAAUCCAGUAAAACAGAGAUCCAGAGAUUGCAAGAAAAGUUGAAGGAGAAGGAUCAAGAGCUGGAGACCAUCAGGGAAAGGCCCGAGCAGGAGAAAGAGAGGGAGAUCCAGCGACUGCGCUCCACAUUGGCCGAAAUCGAUCGGACACAGGCCACCAGGGCCGUCCUUUGCAACUCUCUCGCUGAAGAAGCCGAGCAGUUGAGAGCACAGCUGGGGGCCACCGUGCAGGUGUGCCAGGAGCUUUUGGGGCGGCUGGAGGAAGAGAAAAGCAAGACAGUCAUGACAGAUCAGAGAACUCAAGCAAAUGAGACAAAUGAUUCCCCUGAAGUUCCUCAUCUAAAUGUCAUCAUCAGCAAGUUAGAAGAGGAGAAUGACCAGCUUAAAAAGAGAGUUGCAUAUGUGGAAAGUUUAAACUCAAAGUGGCAGAAGUAUGACUCCAGUAGAGAGGAUUGCGUGAGGGGAUUGUGUCAGAAGUUGAAAGAGUCAAAUGGUCUGGCAUCUGCAGGUCCGACCCUGACCCAGACUCUGGCUCCGGCUCUGGUCGCGGGCAGCAUGCCUUUGUUACAGCAGGAGAUCGCGCGGCUCAAUGGCCUCCUGCAGGACAAGAUGAUGGAGUGCGAGAGACUCAGCAGAGAGAGGGAUGAAAGUAAAAGAAGAGACCGGGAACGCAUUCAGAUGCUUGAGCAGCAGGUUUUGGCCUAUAUUGAGGACUUCAAAUCGGAGAGGGCAGACCGAGAAAGGGCUCAGGGUAAAAUCCUGGAUCUUCAAGAUGAAGUUGGGCGACUUCAACUGCAAAUACGCACACAGGGUGUCCAAGAUACCUCAUCCUCACGGCGACUUCACAUGGGCCUAAAAAAAGUUCCCCACCGACAGACGGACACUGCCGAACCACUAAGAAACAGUCCCCCAGAAACUAACUCAAAGAGGACUAUCAGUAACACGGCACCGCAGGGAGCCGCUGAACUGCAGUGCCCUCGCUGUCUCACCACAUAUGACGACGAGCACACGGCCGAGUACCUAAAACACUGGGACGAGUGUGCCAAGCUGUGAGUCUCUCACCUCACUGACUUUUCACAGGGCACUGAAAGCACUGAGGACAGAAUCACUACACGCUUGCAGACUAUGGGAUGUUUGACAGGAUGUUGAUGAAGGCAGGGACACGUUUGAACAGGAUCGUGUCGCAGGAAGAGUUUUUUUUUGUUGUUUUUUUACUUGGCUUUUCGAUUGUGGGCUUAGUUGGUGUUAAGAAGGUCGCCUGUGGCAUAGGACUCAAGACGUGACUUUGGGUGCGUCAUUCCCAGUUCACAUGGGCUGUCAUUGAAUGCAGAUGGUUUGGUUACGAAAAGUUAUUCAAUCUCAAGCAUUUUUGGUUUAUAAGUCACUGGGUUUUGUCAUUUGUUUGGUUUUAUGGUUUUAAGUAUGGGACAUUUUGUAUUAGUUUCAAUCAAAUUUAGCUAAAUACUGUAUUGCAGAUCUGUGUAUAAUUCAAAUGAAUUGUCAAAUUGGUAUCAUAUACCUCAUGUAAAGACAUAGUAUGCACUUUUUACUAUUUUAUUUUAUUAUUGCCAAAUACGGAUGAUAAAUGUACAUAACCUUUUAUAUUUAAUACAUAAGCUUCAUUGUUAUUAGACUGUCCGAUACUGUUUUUGUUAUGGUGCUAUUUUAAUAUUUCAUUUUUUUUUAUUUGUAAGUGUGUUGUUAGUAUUUGCCUUGGGCUUACAUUUUAAAUCAGAGAUGUUCAUUUGUACCAGAAUAUACAGAGCAGAACAGCACACACUAUAAAUACUCUUUCAACAUUUGACUUUCUGAUUCAUAUACAUAUAUAUCAAACAUUAGUUUCUGGUUAAAAAUGUUAAAUGGCUCCGUCAGGCACUUUUUGACUGUGAGGUACUUGCCAUUCGAUCCCCCUCUGCAGCUGAAAACAUUCUAGUUUUAAGUAAGAGAGGAAGUUCCCUGUGAAAUUUUCACGUCUCAGAUGCUGCGUAUGACAAAAUGGUCUUCUAUUAAAGUGUAUCUGAACACUUUUUGGGGGGUUUUAAGGCACUGACACCAAAAACAUUAAUUGACAAUAAGAAAUUAUUAUAGAGAUGCCAAACUGAGACAGAGAAAUGUGAUAACUAUAGUAGGAUUUAUUUUUUUAUAAUAAAAUAUUUGCUUAAGGACCCUCUUCUAAACUGUUUUAUCUUGUUCGUGUCUGUCAGUGUUUGUACAGCCAAAGGUACAUUUUAGGAAGAUAUGGGAAACCAGACACUGAGAGAGUUGUGAUAAUGCUGGCAAGAUCAUGAGGCAAAGUGUGUCAUGAAGCAUUAAACUCAAGUCCCAUGGGAUUUGAAAGUGUGUGUGUAUGCGCACAAGUGGUGGAAAACCCCUUCCCAAACACAAGUGAAUGGACGGGCUAUAACUACAGCAAAUUCUCAGCUGUCCCCAGGCCUACAAGUGACUAGAAGAGAAACAAGCGACUGUUGGGAUAUAGUGGGACUGGUUAUUUAAAGGGGAGGAGACUAUAGGAACAAACAAGGUUGUCUUUAACUGAAACUAGAACACUAAUAUCAACAAAUCAAAAUCUAAACUGCUGCCAUGGUUUUGAGAUGCUAGAAACAUUAUCCAACCCAGAAUGAAGGGAUUAAGUUUGAGAAUCCCAAAAAUGCAGCAAAAUAAUAAAGUCACCAUUGGUGAUAGUCUGUAGGCUUGUGUGCAUCCUUAUGUGGUUCUGUGGAAUUAGUUAAUAGAGUCCAGACAUACAUUUUGUAGGACAGAACCUGGAAACGAGUUAGCAUUUUAGCUCUUCUAGUUCCAUCAUCCUGAAGUCCGUUGGCUUUUGGUUAAAUGCUUGAAAUAAGAUCUGUGGUUAAUACAAGCGUGAGAUAUUUUGACAUUUAUCUAAAUGGGACUAGGUUGUUGGGGACAUUAAAUGUCAUGCAGAACAGGCAAUCUCAUCUACUCACUAGUCUGCUUUCACAGCCUUGUUUAGUGCAUAAUUGCACGCUUGAAAACUAGGGAGUGUGUGUGUGUGUGUGUGUGUGUGUGUGUGUGUGUAUGUGUUUUGAAGUUACCACUUGGUGAUGUAGCUUAAGAAUGGCCUACAUUUAGCUUUUAACAUCUGCCGACUGUUUUUAGGCCUCAAAAUAGAUAAAAGUCCUGUCUAAUUGUGAAUGAUGAACAAGACAUGUAAGAAUCAUGACUUUUUGUCAGUCACAGAGCUUAUUUUUUGCAAUAAUCCAAAAGCCAAAGGAAAAAAUCGGUUGGGUUUUCGUUGAGGGAUGCAAAAUUCUAGGUUGGCCUACAAAAACAUUUCAUCACUACAAAACUCUAUUAUAACUUACAAGUGCACAAGUGCUUCCUGUGUGCAACCACAAGAAGUACAAUGAAUGAAUUGAGAUAUGUAUAUAUACAGUACAGACCAA
This is a messenger RNA of Carassius auratus (goldfish), 4194 nucleotides long. RefSeq names its product TNFAIP3-interacting protein 2-like. The transcript has 6 exons. Gene Ontology annotation, biological process: regulation of transcription by RNA polymerase II; toll-like receptor 3 signaling pathway; toll-like receptor 2 signaling pathway. Gene Ontology annotation, molecular function: K63-linked polyubiquitin modification-dependent protein binding. Lineage: Eukaryota; Metazoa; Chordata; Actinopteri; Cypriniformes; Cyprinidae. The coding region runs from base 395 to 1840 and encodes 481 amino acids. The record is from RefSeq and is a predicted model, not a curated record.